GAACCAUUCCACCGGCGCUGAGGGGAGACACACAUUCUCAUGCACUUCUCCAUGUCCUUUCAUUCAUUGCGUGAUAAUAUUUUUAAUUCGAGUGUUUUCCGUCUUGUUUUUAAAUCUGAGUGUUUAUAGAGUGGUCUCUGAGGGAGUAGAUAUGCAGAAGGGAGUGAAGAUGAAGAUAACAUUUGAUCAGACCACAGAUGAUUUUAUUCCAGGAGACAUAGUGUUUGCUAAGAUGAAGGGUUAUCCUUUCUGGCCUGCCAGGAUUGGUGAAGGAAAAGCCCCCCAAAAUAAGAUCCCCAUCUUCUUUUAUGGAACACACUCGACAACGUUUCUCUUCCCCAAAGACAUCGUCCCCUACUGGCCAAACAAAGAGAAGUACGGCCGACAAAUCAAAAGAGGCGGGUUCGAGGAGGGCAUGUGGGAGAUCGAGAACGACCCGGGUGUGGGCCUCAGAGGUCAAAAGAAAGCAGCGCUAGUGAAACGACUGUCAGAGAGUCGACUGAAACUGAGAGACAGGAAGAAGAAGAAAGCAGAAAACCAGACGGGAUCCCGUACGGAUUCAGCGCCGAAGAGGGAAACUCUUGUGAAACCCGGCAAAACAAAGUCUGAAUCCGUCGCGCCGGCAGACGCUAAAACAACCGUAACCAGGUCGACGCGCUCCAGAGAUUCGGUGACAAAGACCGUCACACCUGAGGACAGACGGAUGGAUGAACUCACGUCUGCGAGGAGUGUGACGUCGGUGAAGACGCACGCAGCAGGAAGGAGGAUUUUACCGUCCAGGAAGAUCAUUUUAGCCAGACGAGCGGCAGCAGCAAAGACGCGCUCUGCUCGCAGGAAACACGCGCUGAACAGAAAGAUCAUUUCAACCAAGAAACCGAUAGACGCUCAUAAUCACCAGCAGCCCUUGAGGGUCACGCGUGCCUCUGCGGAUCUGAGCCAGACCACAGACGAAAUCACUGCGACGCCGGUGACUCCGGCCGCUCUGAGACGGAAACACUCGCCAACUGAUUCUGAUGUGAAGGAAGACGCUCGUGUUCCUCUUCCUGUGACGAACAGCUCCAGCCCAGCAGGCUCAAAGAAGAAGCGGCUCACAGAGGAGCAGACGUCUGCACCAGAAGAGCCGAAGAAGAGCAAGGUCAAGGACAUAAUAAACACACAAGACAAGGACGAACGGAAUAAACCCAAACAGACGAACCGCGACGCUCUGAUUGUCUCUGAAAAGCAGGACGAGACGAAAGAGGAGAAGAAACCGAAAGAUGAAGAGAGGAGUAAGAUCCUGGCUGAGAAGAGGCAGAGCGUGCUGAAGUCGCUGCAGGGAUUGGUGACGUCUACAAGAGGAAAGACACAGACCUGCGCAGAGGAGCCGCUGAAACGGCCCGAGAGGAGCCGCGGGGCCCGGAGCGAGAACCGCAGCCCGGCAGAGGAGGAGCAGAAGGGACCUGACCGCAGGAGCACGGAACAGCAGAACAACAGCAGCAGCAGAGAGGAAGAGCUCAGAGCUCACUCUCUGUCCGUCACAGACUCUUUACUCUACCGGUUACAUGGUGACAUCAGGAUCUCAAUGACGCUCGAAAAUCCAGAUGUCAGUAAGUGUUUAUUGGCUCUGGAUGAGUUGAGCACCGUCCCGGUCUCGUCUCGAAACAUUCAGAACCACAGCGAGCUCAUCGACACGCUCAGCAAGAUGCGCUGGUUUCGUGGCAGCGAGGCGAUCAUGUUUAAAGCCUCCAUGUUGUAUCAUCGCUUUAAAAACAUCUACCUCAUCGGAGACGCUGACGAGACUCUGAGUCAGGAGUACAUCGACUCGCUGCAGGAGGAGAGAGAGACAGACGCCGGAUCAGCCGUCAGUCUGACGAACGUCUGCGAAGAGACCCGAGAUACGAAACAAGUGCCUCACAGUGCGGACCAGAGCUGACACGAGGACCCCGCCGGAGUUCAAGUCCUGCUUUUAUCGUUGUGUUGUUAUUCUGGAAUCAGGCUUUUUAUCCGCCGUCGGAGAGAGUUUUAUGCGGUCGCGCUGAUAAGAAGAGCGUCUUGGCCGAUUCCUCGUGAGGAUUUAGUAUAAAUCACAGGGUGUUUCAGCAGCUCUUCUGGGAGCUUUGCUGUCGGGUUUCGUGUCACAGAUGAAUCCCAAUGCCUUGACGUCAGUGCUUUUCGAUAUUUCAGACAGGUGUCGUUCUGCAGGAAAAGAGAGAGAGGCACGAAUAAAGGUGAAGUCUGGUCUGAUUCUGAUGCUGACUGACAGGUCAGAUUUAUGCCUUUCCUUUUCUCUCAGAGCAUUAAAUUACACCAGCAGUGAACUUACAGACUUCAGGUGUGUUUUACAAUCACGCUACAGUUAAACUCCGAACUAUUUGAGGGACAUUUGCCUUAAAUAGUGUCUGAAAAUACAGCAAAUCUAGUUCGACGCACCCUAGACGGAUGUUUGUAAGAUGCGACACUAUCAAGUACAUGUUAAACCUGAGCAUUAAACUAUUUACAGGGCAGCUACAUUCAGAUCAUACAGUAAACACACUAGUGAGUCUGUAUCACACACACUAUAUCUGAUCUCAGCGCGGUGCUAAUAUCACUCACGCUGUCUUUAAUGAAUGCAUUCAGCCGUAACACGUUCUUCUAGCAUCGUCUGUCACGUUCCGACGCCCCGAGAUGUGUAUUAUAAAGCACUCGCAUGUGUGGAUAUUACAGUGAAUACGCAUUAAACUGAUCUUCAGUA
This is a messenger RNA of Sinocyclocheilus rhinocerous, 2710 nucleotides long. It is a transcript of the gene psip1b, whose product is annotated as PC4 and SFRS1 interacting protein 1b. NCBI's taxonomy places the organism in Eukaryota, Metazoa, Chordata, Actinopteri, Cypriniformes, Cyprinidae. The record is from RefSeq and is a predicted model, not a curated record. The transcript has 14 exons. Bases 152 to 1912 code for a protein of 586 amino acids.